AUGUCCAAAGACAUCCAGAUUUUAUAUGCCCACACAGUCUGGGGCCCAAAUAACAUUGACUUUAUUUCUGGAUACCUCUAUAAAGAUGUUAAAAUGACUAAGAAAUAUAUUGUAAAAGAAGGUUAUGACAAGACAAACUAUGGAAACAGAAGAGAAUGGAUCAUCCCUGGAGAACAGGCACCAACACAAGAAAAAUCACAGAGAAUCAAAGGAGAUCCUUUUUGGCCUGUUUGUGGGAGGUUUGCCAAGUGUUGUACGCUGUACAUCGGGAGCAAGAUCAGCCUCAUCUCCAAGGCCAAGAUCCGCUACGAGGGCAUCCUCUACACCAUCGACACCGAGAACUCCACUGUCGCCUUGGCCAAAGUUCGUUCAUUCGGUACGGAAGAUAGACCAACGGAUCGGCCAAUCCCACCUCAUGAUGAAGUAUUUGAAUACAUUAUUUUCCGUGGCAGUGAUAUUAAGGAUUUAACUGUUUGUGAACCGCCCAAACCACAGUGUUCUCUGCCUCAGGAUCCAGCUAUUGUUCAGUCCUCUCUAGGGUCGUCUUCUACUUCUUCAUUCCAGUCGGUGGGCUCCUAUGGUCCCUUUGGCAGAAUGCCAGCCUACAACAGCCAGUUCAGUCCAAGUCCAUUAGUGGGCCAGCAGUUCAGUGCUGUUGGUGUUGGAAGUUCACUGACGUCUUUUGGUGCGGAACCGUCAUCCAAUGCUAAUUUGUCCCAGAGCAAUGCAGUGGGUUCUACUUUCACAACUGAUGCAAGAUCCCUAAAAAAACAGCUCUCACAAGGGCGUUCAAGUCCUCCAUUAGACCACUUGAAAAAGAGCCCAACCCUGGAACAAGCUGUGCAGACUGCCUCAAGCCACUUAUCUGCCACAGCGCCCAUUGGAAGAAGGAGUCCUGUUUCUGCCAGACCCCUGGGAGUUGCCAGCCAAAAAACAUUAGAGAAUCAGGACCACAGAAGAGCUGAAGCACACAAGAUGUCAAGGUGUGAAGCGGAGCAUCUCAGAAAUGAGAAUAAAUGUCAAAUUGGUAAAUUGAAUAUUUCUUCCAGUGUGCCUGUGUGUGUAGGGCUUCACUGUACUGUAUGUUUUUGA
This is a messenger RNA of Sceloporus undulatus (fence lizard), 1092 nucleotides long. Its product is annotated as protein LSM14 homolog A-like. Bases 1 to 1092 code for a protein of 363 amino acids. Gene Ontology annotation, molecular function: mRNA binding. Gene Ontology annotation, biological process: P-body assembly; cytoplasmic stress granule assembly. The record is from RefSeq and is a predicted model, not a curated record. NCBI's taxonomy places the organism in Eukaryota, Metazoa, Chordata, Lepidosauria, Squamata, Phrynosomatidae. The transcript is spliced from 3 exons. Gene Ontology annotation, cellular component: P-body.